Messenger RNA from Papilio xuthus (Asian swallowtail), 1408 nucleotides. RefSeq lists its product as uncharacterized. Lineage: Eukaryota; Metazoa; Arthropoda; Insecta; Lepidoptera; Papilionidae. The record is from RefSeq and is a predicted model, not a curated record. The coding region runs from base 11 to 1342 and encodes 443 amino acids. The transcript has a single exon.
GUCAACUCAAAUGACAUCCUAUCUUUUUACGAGUAAAAGAAAAAAGUCGUUUAUAUCAAGAAAAAUGGCAAAAAAUUCAGACGUUGAAAGCAAAAUGUCCUUGGAUAGUUUAGAAGAAAAUUUCAAACAUAAAGCGUCUAUUAAAAAUGAGUAUGCCGAAGAUAACGUUGACACAAUACUCGUGCCGUUUUAUGAGCAAGACAUAUUGAUAAAAGUUCCUAAAGCACAAAGAUGGAAUCAUAAUACUGAUGAUAGAAAAUCUACAAGCAAACCUGUCAAGAAUUAUUUAGUAAACAAACGUACGAGUAACCCUCCACGAGUAUCCUAUUUAGAGGUGUUUCGUAAAAGGAAUAACUUAAAACUAGACGAUGACACACCAUUAGAACAAGAUAUACGUUCUCUAUCGCCUGAGGUUGGCGAUACAGAAAGAGAAAGUAUUGGAGACGACACUAACUAUCAAGUGACUAAUGAUUUUCAUAAUACUGAAUCAUACAAUGAAAUGUAUUAUGCGAAACUGUUGGAGAAAGAACGUAAUCAAUAUUUGGAUAAUUCAUUUGAAUUCGAACAUCGUUUGACUGAAGACAAUGAUAAUAAAUCUACAAGCGAGAAAGAUAAUUUACGAAGCGUAUCUGAAGCAUCUCUACCUAAACGUGCAUCACAUGCGUCUGAUAGAAGAGCUACCAUUGAGGUACUGAAUAAUGUCAAAUUAGGUGGUCUAGGGCCAGAUAUGGAGAAAAUUAAACCAAGACUAGAAAGAGCCAGGAGUCUGCAGAGAUAUUCCGAAAAGGUAAGAAUGGAAAAUCGAGUGAAAAUUUAUAAAAAGUCAAUAGAGCUAGAGAAGGAAAAAAAGCCAGAGAGGCAAUCAUCAGCUAAACAAAGCAAUAAAAUUGAAGAUCAACAAGGCGAAGGUGCAACACAUUCUUCUUACUUAAUUAAGAAGACUAAGGAUAAAAAGGCCUUUUUAAAAACAAGAAUUGGCUGUAAAUCUUCAGAUGAAACACAAAAUAGCAAAAACUAUUUAAAUGAAAGAGAUAAAUAUAAAAAAGACAAAAUUCGUAAUGUUUAUGAAACUAAAUCAAAAGACACUAGACCCAAAUUAAGUAACACCGAUCACAAAGAAAGAGUUAGAAAUAAAGAAGAGCAUGAAUUAAGAAAGAAAUCUGCACAAUAUAAGACUACACAAAUGAUGGACAAAACAGAUGAAGUACCACCGGUUCAUAUAAGUUUUAUGGUGAAUUUUAGCGGAGUACGACCCUCUAGUGCUCUGAAGAAACUUGAGGCUAAACACAAAAUGUAUCAGGAAAAAGUAAAAACUUAUACAUUGGAAAAGAACAAUCCUUAAUGCUUUUAAAUAUUAUUUUUCAGUUUUACUCCAGUAUAUUUUCUGUUUGUAAUGUCAGUACUGAUU